ACCUCCUUCCCUCACUGAAAUACCAUCAAGUUUCUUAACAAGACACAAUAUCAAGAUGAUCCUGUUAUGGGUUACGCUGCUUGUUCUUCAUCAAGUAUAUGCACUGGUUCCUGUGACCACAGUUCAACUUGGUGAACCUGCAACCUUCACGUGUGUUUUGCCUAAAGAAGAGUUGCGCAGUGAACAACUCUACUGGUACAAGCAGCGUGCCGGGGAGACUCUGAAAUUAAUUGUGACGAUGCAGAAACAUGUAAACCCUGUGUAUGGACCAGCGUUUUCUGUCUCAAGAUUGAAUGUAAACGUUUCUAAGAAUAUCAGCAACCUCACCAUUCUGAGGACAAUUCAAGAAGAUGAGGGAAUGUAUCACUGUGCAGUCCUGGAGUGGAUUAACAUUACUUGGACGGGGACCUAUUUGUCUUUAAAAGGCAACACUCAGAGGACAUCAAACUAUACUGUUGUUCAGGGGCCGACUGUAUCUGAUCCAGACCGUCCAGGAGACUCAACUCUCCAGUGUUCAGUCCUCUCUGACUCUGACAACAAGACGUGUCCAGGAGAUCACAGUGUGUACUGGUUCAGAGCCGGAUCAGAUAAAUCUCAUCCACACAUCAUCUACACUGAUGGAAAUAGACAUGAUGAAUGUGACAAGAGAUCUGACUCUCAGAAAAGCUGUGUUUAUCAUUUCUCUAAGACCGUCAGCUCCUCUGAUGCUGGGACUUAUUACUGUGCUGUGGCCACGUGUGGGGAGAUAUUAUUUGGGGAUGGAACUAAACUGGACAUUCAAGGAACCAGUCUUUGGUCACAGAAGGCCAAUGCAGUUAUUUUUCUGCUGUGUGCUGUCUUGGCUAUAAGUCUGAUUGUUAUAGCCUUCCUCAUUAACGCCAUCAAGACAAACAAGUCCGAUUGUUGCAACGAUGCUGUUGCCCUGCAAAAAAAAAAAGUGGUGGUAAGAAAAGUUAACAGAGAUGAGGACACAUGGGUUUAUUCUGCUGUCGUCUUCACCGUGAUGAAAACUGACAGUGGUGCAAUAAAGGAUGGAAAAGCGGCAGAGAGAGAGAGGAUCUACGCUGCUGUCAAGGCUUUUGGGUUGGAUUAGUAAAUUAACAGGUCUGUUUGUCCAUAGGUUUAAAAGUAGUUAGAUUGAUUGUGUCUUUUUUGUUCAAAUGUACACACUUAAGAAAUACAUGACGGGGGGGUGGCUCUGUGGCUUAGCAGUUAAGAUGC
This is a messenger RNA of Siniperca chuatsi (mandarin fish), 1221 nucleotides long. RefSeq lists its product as uncharacterized. Gene Ontology annotation, biological process: response to bacterium. The transcript has 6 exons. Bases 56 to 1093 code for a protein of 345 amino acids. The record is from RefSeq and is a predicted model, not a curated record. NCBI's taxonomy places the organism in Eukaryota, Metazoa, Chordata, Actinopteri, Centrarchiformes, Sinipercidae.